Molecule: messenger RNA, 4467 nt
Organism: Oreochromis aureus
Lineage: Eukaryota; Metazoa; Chordata; Actinopteri; Cichliformes; Cichlidae
Exons: 8
Coding region: 675-1601 (308 amino acids)
Source: RefSeq, a predicted model, not a curated record
UACCAAAGAAGGUGUCAGGUCCGACGGUGCCCCGACCGGCGACCUGUGUGUAUGUGUGUGUUUGUUCUCUCGCUCUGUUUUUGUCUCCGGCUCCGCUGCAGUUGUUACGCGGUUGCGUAGCAACGGGAGAUCUCCGACCCGGAAGUGCUGCCACUCUGAGCUGUCCCACCUGCGACUGAUUCCUCGCCAGCUGCUGCCAAUCUUCCACCAUCGUUGGCAGAGCUAUUUAAUGGUGUGGCUGAGUGACAGACAGCGCUGGAGUAUUCCACCAAGCCUGGAAACGAGCGAGACGGAAAGACGAGAGGAGAGACGUCACUAUUCACGAGAGUUGUGUGGACACAUGAGGGGAGCACUGAAGGGACUUUGCACUGUGGAUAACUGUGGAUUGGCUUCACUGUAAAUAAAGACACUGUUCAACUUUAACGAGAGGUCCGCGUCUGGGUUCUCUUACUCACCACCCCGUAACAGAAGAUUUAAAUGUAAAUGUAAAGAUUUGCAUGAAUGAGCAGGAAGCCCUGCAGCAGACUCACAGACGGAUGCAGAGGGGAGGAGUGUGGAGGUGUGUGCUGUGUGUUUGGAGGAGGGACUCCUUCAGUUAGAGAAGUGAGGCGUCACAAGUUCCUGGUUUCCAGUGAAGAAGAAGAGAGGCAGCAGUAAACCAUCAGAGCCUCAUCAUGAAAGUCCAUCACACUCUGAUCUGCUUCUUCUUCCUUUCAGCUCUGCAGGAUGGAAACGCUGAAGUCAUAUUCAACAACAACAUUUCCUUUGGAGUCGUUGGAGGAAAUCUAACAGCUGGAUUCUCCUUUCCUGCUGGAACAUGGAAAAUGUUGUGCAGAGGAGAAUGUAAAGGAGGAAACAUUCUUAUUAAUACAACAGAUGAGAAGCAUCAAAGUCACAGAUACAGCACUGAAUAUACAAUUGUACAAUAUGCUCCUACUUUGUCUGUGAGCAUCACACAGCUGAUCAUGUCUGAUGCUGGACAGUACAGCUGUGGUGUGGGUGAAUCUCCAUCAUCAGUUUCAUACAGACAGUUUGAAGUUGUUGUUGCUGAAGCACUGCUGGAUGGAAACGAUCCUGCUCAGCUGAAACACUUCAAUAAAGAAACUGGAAGCUCUCUCACAGUCGGAUGUUCCUUUAAUCCGUCUGGAGGACAAAAGUUCUUCUGCAGGGGAGAAUGUGGAGAGGACGAGGUUCUUCUUCAAACAGAUGAUGAAGAUGCUUCCAAAGACAGAUACAGAAUUGGAUUUAGAGGAACUUCAGAGGAGACAUAUGGAGGAGGAGGAAUUGUGUAUGUGACAAUCACACAGCUGACUGAGUCUGACUCAGGACAGUACAGAUGUUCUCUGAAUCCAUCUUCUGGUCAAGCUUCAUUCAGACUCUUUGAGAUCAACGUCACAGAUGCAGUCGUCCAAUCAGCCUUCUCACCUUCACUCACCUCGAGUGUAACCACGGAGCAGCCUGAGAAAACACCUGAAGGUGUUUCGCUGCCUGUGGGUCUGACUGUGGCUGUCAUCAUCAUCAUCAUCAUCAUCAUCGUCCUCUCAUCACUGGCUGUUCUAAUAAUCUGCAUUAAGAGGAAGAGCAACAGAGGACACGGAUAGAUGUUAGGCUCAAAACCUGAGGUAACCAAACACACAUGCAGCGUGGGUGAUUUCAGGAGGAUCAGACUGAGUCUCUGUUUCAGUUCUUACUGCUCAGUACUCUGAUUGGUUUAGUGAGAGGUGGAGCAUUCAGGAGGAAGGACACGAUUCACUGCUUUGUUAAUUCAUUGAUUUAAGUGCAAAAAAAUAUUAACAGACUGCCCUUCAUUUACGUGCUGCAGCACAGUUUUAACUGGUAAAAGAACAUUUGAGUAUAUUACUCUGGUUCUGAUGUCCUUACACUGGCUUCCAGUUGAAUUUAGGAUCUAAUUUAAAAUCCUUUUACUGGUUUUUAAAUCCUUAACUGGUCUGGCGCCUGUAUAUUUGUCAGAUCUGCUCCUUCUCUCCCCAAUCACUCCGGUCAGUUGCUCAGCUGUUGCUCUCAGUCCCUAAAUAACGGCUGAGAGGAGACCGAGCGUUCUCCAUCGUGGCCCCGAAGCUUUGAACUGCAAUCUGCUUCAGUGUUGGCCUUUAAAUCCAGGUUAAAAACUCAUUUCUAUUAACAGGCUUUUGACUCAGUGCGUAACUGACUCUGUUAUUUUAUUGAUACUUAUUGUUACGGUAACUGGAGGGACUCAAACGCAGGACUCCUUUGCUCAAAGGAAGAACAGAGGCUUUAUUCACUAACACCAGGUGAAAUGUGCCACAGUGACAAAGUGCUAUACAAGAGUGCAGGGAUCAGGGAUCAGGGCUCCAGGGAAUCUGCAGGGGAACACUCUCACUCCCCUUCUGUCUCUCUUGGCAUCUCACCAAUCUCUCACUCCUCUCUCACACCAGAAUCUCCGUAAGGAACAAGGGCAGGUCUGUACACAAGGGAACUAGAUUAGCAGUGUCCUAGACAGGAUUUCACUGACACAAGUCAAGCAACAAUCCAGUGAAGAGCAGUCUCACUUAAGUAGAGGCCAGUUAAUGAGACGCAGGUGUUACUCGUCUCCCAGGUAUGUAGGCCAAAGGUGGGAGCCCACAGUGAACUCUGCCCAGGUGACAGAGGGAGAGAAAGGAAAGAGAGAAACACAAUAGCAGAAUAUUUCUCAGGCAGAUCUGCUGCACUGAUGUACAGCACUUUGGUCGACCAUGUGUUGUUUUUACUGUGCUAUAUAAAUGAAUUAUGUUAUGGUCCAAUGAUGUUAAGAAACAUGUUAGAAAGCACAAAAAAUACAAAAAUGAAAAAUCCCUUUAAGAAUGCAUCAUGUAUUCGUCUUUUCCUAUAGAAGAAGAGACCGUGCACAGUUUUCAUGAGUUUAAAAUAAGAUAUUGACUCAGGAAUUAGUAAAGCAGAGAGGUGAAGAAGAAAGAGGUCAACAUGAUUAGUACAUAUCUGGGAAACUUCAAGGUCAAAGAAACAUCACAGAGAAAACAGGAAGACAAACAGGAUCUGACAUUCAGCUCAUUCAGUUAAACACAGGCGUUCACCACAGACGACUCUGGUUAUGGCUGCUUGUAUCUAUGAGCUGACUGCUCACUGUGACCUCAGUAAACACUUUCCUGCUGCAGCCAACAAGCUGAACUGAGGCUUUUAUAACAGGAGUGCACAAAGCAACAGCUGACAUUACAGCAGAUAAUUCCAUCUUUAAUAUACAGGCUAUGCUUUUUACCACUGAGCUGACAGAGUGAAAACUGACUGAUUCAGGCUUGUGUGUUAUCAAGUACAUGUCAUGUGAUUCUGCACUGAGGCAGGUUCUGGCUCCAAUAUUCAGGAGUCAGGAUGUGAAAUCACUUCAGCUUCAUUGCUGGAAACUUGCAGAAAAGAACAAAAUAUAAACGGAGCAAAGUCAGAGAGGAAAAUGGAAACACAGAGCAGAGGAGCAGACAGUGGGAGAAACAAUAAAUAAACAGAUAUAUAAAAAUCCAGAUAUCAGACUGCUCAUAACCAAAGUGAAUAAUUCUGAAUGAUCUCUCGUGUUUCUUCCUCAGGUGCACUUUGAAUGAUUGGUCCUUCUAACAGAGGAACAUCCUGUUUGUUCCACAGGUUUGAGGACCAGAGGAAACUCAGAGGGCACAAACAUGGAGGUGACUUUCUUUCUCUUUGUUUCCUCUCACUGCUGACAGACUGCUACCGUAACAAAGAAAUAAAGCAGUCACAGUGUGAUGGUUCAGUUUGUAGACUGUUCCAGAAAUUACAAUCCAAGAAGGUGAAUUCAAACAGGUAGGUGACAAAAAUGGCCGCCCAGACGGAGACUCCAACAACAAACAGAGACACUGUUGUCUGAGAGGUUCAACGAGGCAACAUGGAAAUAUUUACCAGCACAAAUGAUUUCACCAAGUCAGAGUCUGUUCUUGUUAUGUGAAGAAGACAGUGUGUCUCUGUUUUAGGACGUCCCACUACGAGAACUGUACUCCAGGUUCUACACGUGAAGACUCGACCUACCAGAGCCUCCAUCCAGCCGCCAGGGACCAGGACCAGACCUACUCCACACUCACACACCACACAUGAGACUCUCUGGAUUCACACCUGGGUUUAUUUCAGUCCCUCAGGUUUAAAGUUUGAACACAGACCCUGAAAACUGUAAAUAUUCACUCACAUUUGGAGUCAGCUUCAAGUGGCUGUUAGAGGAACUGCAGCUGUUGGAACGUCUGCAGGAGGAACCAGCCCCACCAGCCUCCAUCAUCCUACAUGAGUGGAGACUGUGAAGUCUUUCUGCUGCAGUGUGUCGUCCAUUUGGCUGAGAAGGUGUUUGCAGUCUUCCUUCUCUCCAACACCUGGACACCUGCAGGACUCUGAGAGUGACCCCUCCCACCCUGGACAGACACUUUCUGAGUCGCUCUCUGUAUCAUGAAACGGCCAAUAUUAUGUACAUGUGAUUAAAAACAAAAAAAAAAACAUUAA